UUAAAUUUACCUGUUCCCUUAUACACAUACAUAUAUGUAUGUAUAUUUAACUUUAGUAGCACAUUUUUUUGUUGUUUGCAUUUAGUUGCUGUUGAACAAACGAAACGCGUGCAACUUACCGCGGUGCAGAGGGUCAAACAAAAUCAUUAAUAUUUCUAUUUUUUCCGUGCAAGUGUGUGUGUGUGUGCAAGUGUGGCGCCAAAUUCGAAAUAAACAAAUAAAAAAUAAAUAUUGGCGAGAAAUACGCGCUACUCUUAUGAUAGUUGUGCUGCCGCCCCAAUUUCCCAUAGAACCCCCUUGAGAAUCGCAUCCCGAACAGUAGUGUAGAGUGCUUCUACAGUGCGUGGCAAAUAACUCAUGGCCGCUAGCAAAUUGUCAGCAACAACAACAACAACAGCAGCAGUAGCAGCAACGUUGAAGCAUCAAACACCAUUCGAUGGCAUUUGUGCAAAAAUCUCAGCGUUUUACUUCGACUUGGAUAAUACACUAAUCCCCACGCGGGCCGGUGACUCAAAAGCAAUACGUAAGCUUGCCGACGUGCUGGAAACGCAGUAUAGCUUUACCAAAGAUGAUGCCAACUUGGCCACACAGAACUUCCUAAAGUCCUUCCGUCGCUGUCCGGACAACUCGCAGACCUCGCUGGACUCGUGGCGCACGCAUUUGUGGCGCGAAUCGUUGCAACAGAAGCACAAACAUCUUGCCGAUGACAUCUAUCCGCAGUGGCUAAAGCUACGCUAUCGCUAUUUAGCUGUUCCCCCCGAUUAUGUCCAACUCUUGCAGCGCAUGCGACGAGCCGGCUACGCCUUGGCACUCAUCACAAAUGGACCAUCGAAUGCCCAGUGGGAGAAGGUCGCCAAGUUGCAUGUGCGGGGUUAUUUCGAUUGUGUGCUCGUCUCCUCGGAUCUGCCGUGGGAGAAACCGCAUCCGGAGAUAUUCUAUGCCGCCUGCAAUUUCCUCAAUGUGAAACCGCACGAAUGCGCCAUGAUUGGCGACAAACUUGAGACGGAUAUCAAGGGCGGUCACCUGGCACAGUUGGGUCUGACAUUCUGGACGCCGUUGAACAGCAGCAGCGCAGCGCAGUGUCUCGACGAUGUGGAGUACAAGCCGCACAUCAAGCUGAACAAUCUGCUCGAGAUGUACAAAUAUUUCCCCCGACUGAGCGCAGUUGGCUCGCUGUCAUCAUCGUCAAUGGCAUCAUCGAGUGGAGGUGCAAAUGGGGCAUCGACAACCUCAGCGAAUCAUCGUCGUGGCAGCCACAUGAGCUCAAGUCCCAGCGGAAGUUGUGAUCAUGCAACCACACGACAGCUGCAGCAGCAACAUCAACUGCAACAGCAGCAGCAACACCAACAUCAACUGCAACAUCAUCAACAUCAUGGAACAUAUCCACGUCAAUGGGCUUAUAGACGAGGCGGUUCACUGCCAGCGAUGGAUUGUUCCAAUAGCGAGACAGAAAAUAGCUGCGAUAGUUUUAUCUAAACAGUGAAAUAGCAGUCGACGAAAUCUAAAUGAUGUACCUACAGUUUACAAAAAAUAUACUAAACACAGCAGAUGAAACACAGAGAGAGCAAAAAGCCAGAAACAGAUUGCAAACAUAAUGACAAAGCUAUAUCUCUCUCUAUAUAUAUAUAUAUAUAUUGAAAACGUAAUGCAGGAAUUUUAAAGUUCAACUACAAGCAAAGGAAUAGAGGAAACGGAAGAGGAAGAGGAGGAGAAAAGGAGUUUUAGAAGUUGGAGCAACAAGCAUGUUGAAUCUCGAUAUCUGCCAUAAAAAAUACUGAAACAUAGUUUAUAAGAGCAACUUUCCUAGCCAGCAGAAGAAAACAGAAGAACAAGCACAACCCAAGACACAACCUAAGCAAAAAAAAAACUUCCCCCCCCCACACAACAAUUACCUUAAAAUAUACACACACUAUAUGGUAUAUUUGUAUACAUUUAGUAUAUAUCGAUAUUUUUGUAUGAGCUGAGAUGAUUAAUAUACUAAACAGCAGAACUCAACACAACUUGAAUGAAACUUGUUAACUAUUGUCGUAGGAUCGUCUAUAUAGAGAAAAAAAAAACACACACAUAGCUACCACAUAAAACUAUAUAUAUAGUAUAUAGUAUAUAUAUUUACGUAUAUAUUUAUACAUAUAUACACAUUGUUGUUGUUGUU
Drosophila sulfurigaster albostrigata is the source of this 2152-nucleotide messenger RNA. Its product is annotated as N-acylneuraminate-9-phosphatase. Bases 358 to 1476 code for a protein of 372 amino acids. The record is from RefSeq and is a predicted model, not a curated record. The transcript has 3 exons. Gene Ontology annotation, molecular function: hydrolase activity. NCBI's taxonomy places the organism in Eukaryota, Metazoa, Arthropoda, Insecta, Diptera, Drosophilidae.